Ornithorhynchus anatinus (platypus) is the source of this 1032-nucleotide messenger RNA. RefSeq names its product trace amine-associated receptor 3-like. The transcript has a single exon. Lineage: Eukaryota; Metazoa; Chordata; Mammalia; Monotremata; Ornithorhynchidae. Gene Ontology annotation, cellular component: membrane. Bases 1 to 1032 code for a protein of 343 amino acids. Gene Ontology annotation, biological process: G protein-coupled receptor signaling pathway. Gene Ontology annotation, molecular function: trace-amine receptor activity. The record is from RefSeq and is a predicted model, not a curated record.
AUGGAUAUAAUAUCAAUUCCUGCCAACUUGUCUAGUUGUCCAGAAUUUGGAACUCUGUCCUGCCCUCCAACUUCCAGGCCAUUUCAUGUUCGGGUGAUAAUGUAUUCAGUCAUGUCUGGGGCUAUGUUUAUCACUGUCUUUGGAAACCUGGUAAUCAUGAUAUCCAUAUCCCACUUCAAACAACUUCACUCCCCCACCAACUUCCUGAUCCUUUCCAUGGCCACCACAGACUUUCUACUCGGCUUCAUCGUCAUGCCCUACAGCAUGGUCAGAUCUGUGGAGAGCUGCUGGUACUUUGGAAGUGGCUUUUGCAAAUUCCACGCAAGCUUCGAUAUGAUGCUCAGCCUUGCGUCGAUAUUCCAUCUUUGCUCUAUUGCUCUCGAUCGGUACUAUGCUGUGUGUUAUCCUUUACACUACCCAGUUAAAAUGACAAACGGGAUGAUAAAGAGAUUGCUGGCGUUUUGCUGGUCAGCCCCAGCUAUCUUUUCUUUUGGCUUGGUCCUAUCUGAGGCCAAUGUCUCCGGCAUGCGGAGCUAUGAGAUUCUUGUGGCGUGUUUCAAUUUCUGUGCCCUCGCCUUCAAUAAGCGGUGGGCAACGAUAUUGUUUAUCACAUGUUUCUUCACUCCUGGUUCAAUUAUGAUUGGCAUUUAUGGUAGAAUUUUUGUCAUUUCCAAAAGGCACGCCCAGGUUCUCCACAACUUGCCUGAACAUACCAAUAGUGAAGUGAAAAAAGCUAUCUCAAAGAAAAAAGACAGGAAAGCGGCUAAAACUCUGGGAAUUGUCAUGGGGGUAUUUUUGGCAUGCUGGUUGCCUUGCUUCUUGGGCGUUUUGCUUGACCCUUAUCUGGACUUCUCUACUCCUAUGAUCGUGCUCGACCUCUCGGUAUGGUUGGGCUAUUUCAACUCCACCUGUAAUCCAUUAAUCCAUGGUUUCUUCUACCCAUGGUUUCGGAAUGCCCUUAAAUACAUCAUAUCAGGCAAAAUAUUUAGCUCCCAUUCAGAAGGUGUAAACCUGUUUCCUGAAUCACAUUAA